This is a messenger RNA of Solanum tuberosum (potato), 1032 nucleotides long. RefSeq lists its product as uncharacterized. Bases 1 to 1032 code for a protein of 343 amino acids. The record is from RefSeq and is a predicted model, not a curated record. NCBI's taxonomy places the organism in Eukaryota, Viridiplantae, Streptophyta, Magnoliopsida, Solanales, Solanaceae. The transcript is spliced from 2 exons.
AUGCAGGAAGAAAUUGAUGCUUUGCAUACUAACAAGACAUGGAUUUUGGUGCCCAAAUCUCCUGGUAUAAAUUUGGUUCGCUCAAAAUGGGUGUUCAAGACAAAGUUAAAAGCUGAUGGGAUAGUAGAUAUAUACAAGGCCAGACUUGUCGCAAGGGGAUUCUCGCAGCUUGAAGGGAUAGAUUUUGAAGAAACAUUUAGUCCUGUGGAGUUUGCUAUGAAAGAUCUUGGCCCUUUACAAUUCUUUCUAGGAGUUGAGGUGAAGUAUUUCAAAGGGGGAAUUCACUUGAAUCAAAGCAAGUAUGCUGCUGAGUUGUUGGCCAAGACAGAGAUGACUUUGUCCAAGGCGAUAGCCACUCCUUUGGCUCAGAAGCAUGGUUUGCAUGAAGCUGUGGGAAGUCUUGUAGAUGCCUCCUUGUACAAAAUGAUAGUAGGGAGCCUUCAGUAUUUGACCCUCACAAGGCCUGAUAUCACUCAUCCUGUGAAAUUAGCAAGCCAGUUUAUGCAAAGCCCAAACACUGAACAUCUUCAAGGGGUAAAAAGGAUUCUCAGGUACAUCAAAAGUACUCUACACUUUGGACUCAGAAUUAUUUCACAGUCUCCAUGUAGGUUGUAUGGCUACUCAGAUGCUGAUUGGGGUGGUUGUACCACCACUAGAAGAUCAACUACAUGUUAUAGCAUCUACCUAGGUGUAAAUUGUAUCUCUUGGACCUCCAAGAAACAGACUACAGUAGCCCGAUCGAGUGUUGAAGCUGAGUAUAGACCACUAGCCUCCACUGCUGCAGAAAUGACUUGGAUUUUAUAUCUUCUUCAUGACCCUAGAGUGUUCCUUCGAUCUGUUCCUACGCUGUAUUGUGAUAACAUGAGUGCCUUGUACAUGAUGGUUAAUCCAGUUAUGCAUGCUCUAACCAAACAUGUUGAAAUGGACUAUCAUUGUGUUCAUGAGAAAGUGGCUAGGGGACAACUUCUUACUCAGUUUGUGACGUCUAAGGAUCAGCUAGCUGAUAUUCAUACCAAAGCCUUAACAAAAUAG